GCGAUCUCGAUUGUUCAGAGUCGACUGUUAUCAAAUGACGUCGGCUGGUUCGUAAAUUCACGCCGCAGCGGGGCCUAGAUCUCAUUCAUAUUUUUCUCGUGGCCGGUGUGUUCAGGGGAAAGAGAGCUUCCAGGGGUUUAACCACUUGUUUCUCCAGCGAGCGCCGAGCAAUCUAAACAAUCGAGAUGACUGAGACGGAGAAUGUUUUCCUGUUUGUUCCGAAUUUAAUUGGAUUUGCUAGGGUGAUCCUAGCAAUCAUUUCAUUCUACUUCAUGCCAACAAAUCAUGUAAUUGCGAUAUGGUGCUAUGUGAUAAGUGCUCUGCUGGAUGCUGUCGAUGGACAUGCGGCCAGGUACUUCAAUCAGAGCACAAAAUUCGGAGCAAUGCUCGAUCAAUUGACUGAUCGAGUUGGAACGAUGUGUCUUCUCGUGAAUUUGAGUAUGUUCUACCCGGCAUAUGCCUUCUGGUUUCAGCUCAGCAUGGCCAUCGAUAUAUCUUGUCACUGGCUGUACUUGCACACGACGAUUUUGCAGGGAAAAACCAGUCACAAAUUCAUUGAUAUGUCAGGUAAUCCCAUCAUGAGGGUUUACUAUACGAAUAAACUCGUGUUAUUCUUCAUGUGCGCUGGAAACGAGGCAUUUUACGCCGCCCUGUAUCUUCUGCAUUUCACCGAAGGACCUACAUUGCUCGGCGUGAGUCUAUUCAGGGCUGUGAUGUACAUUUCCGCUCCCAUAGCCAUCGUCAAGACUGCAAUAUCCGUUAUCCACGGAUACGUUGCUUCCUUGAAUCUCAGUACGAUCGACGUAAAAGAGCGCGAAGCACUUCGUAAAACCAAAUAAGACAUUUUUCAUUCUGUCCUUUCUGUUCCUAGUCAUUGUUCAUUACUCCUGGUUUAAUUGUGAAUUUCAGACCAUAGGAAAUGAGUAAAAGGUAACAAAUCCACAUCCCCACUGAGGAUUUCGAGAAUAUAUCUGUGAGAUUCAGAUAUAUUUUUGCUACCCUUUGCCCGUUUGCUACCGAAUCCAAUCGAUUGUGAUUAGAUCUGAGGGGAAUUCUUGAAAAUUGUACCUGUUCCACAGUGAUAACACAUUUGUGAGUGAUAACUGCUGCUGCAGAUGUAUGAAAUGACUAAUAAAAAUCCUAGCGUCUAA
Fopius arisanus is the source of this 1151-nucleotide messenger RNA. RefSeq names its product phosphatidylinositol synthase (gene Pis). Gene Ontology annotation, cellular component: Golgi apparatus; membrane. Lineage: Eukaryota; Metazoa; Arthropoda; Insecta; Hymenoptera; Braconidae. The transcript has 5 exons. The record is from RefSeq and is a predicted model, not a curated record. Gene Ontology annotation, molecular function: CDP-diacylglycerol-inositol 3-phosphatidyltransferase activity. Gene Ontology annotation, biological process: phosphatidylinositol biosynthetic process. The coding region runs from base 186 to 839 and encodes 217 amino acids.